Messenger RNA from Venturia canescens, 1323 nucleotides. RefSeq lists its product as uncharacterized. Gene Ontology annotation, cellular component: cytosol. Bases 1 to 1323 code for a protein of 440 amino acids. Gene Ontology annotation, biological process: deoxyribonucleotide biosynthetic process. The transcript has a single exon. Gene Ontology annotation, molecular function: ribonucleoside-diphosphate reductase activity, thioredoxin disulfide as acceptor. Lineage: Eukaryota; Metazoa; Arthropoda; Insecta; Hymenoptera; Ichneumonidae. The record is from RefSeq and is a predicted model, not a curated record.
AUGGCGUUCCUACACGCGCACUCGUGCGAGUGUCUUAAGUCGGAGCUUGAAUUAUUUUCAUUACCGCCAACCCAGACAACGAUCGAGGGGACACACUCUGUAUACUACAAACCAAUCUCAUCGCUGACGGAUGAUUCAUUGAUAGAAUUUGUCGUCCCAGGCCAGGGGGAUGAGUACAUUGAUCUCGCGCAUACAAUGCUAAGUAUACGCGUUAAGAUAGAUGCCCCAGAUUAUAAAAAGACAGGGGGGUUAGAGGGCGUAUCACCCGAUGUAGGACCUGUCAAUAAUCUCCUACACUCAAUGUUCAGCCAGAUCGAUGUAUUUUUUAAUCAAAAACUUGUGUCUGCUCCUAACAAUGCUUAUGCUUAUAGAGCUUAUAUUGAAACUCUGUUGAACUACGCGUACGCCGCGAAGACCUCGCAUCUUACGAGCGCUUUAUGGUAUAGCGAUACAGAGGGAGCAAUGGAUGAUAAGGGCGAUGGUAACAAAGGCCUUGUAGAGAGACGGGAUGCGUUAGGCAAGGAUAGAACGAUCGAUCUUCUUGGACAUCUGCAUUGCGAUAUCUUCAAUCAGGAAAGGUUUUUGCUGAACGGUGUUGAGAUGCGUUUGCGACUCGUGCAGAACAAUAGCGCUUUCUGUCUCAUGACUGAUUUGAAAAACUGUAAAAUCCGCAUUACAGAAGCAUCGCUAAUCGUGCGACGCGUUAAGAUAGCGCCCGGUAUACUCCUGUCUCAUGCGAGAGCUCUGUCUAAAUCCACAGCAAAAUAUCCGCUGACGCGUGUCGAGGUUAAAGCUAUAUCAAUGCACGCCGGAAUACACGGCGAUACUCUUGAUAACGUCAUACUGGGCCAACUACCAAAACGUAUAAUAAUUGGUUUUGUCGAUAAUAAGGCUUUCAACGGUGAUUAUGGCAAAAAUCCGUUCAAUUUUCACCACUACUCGAUCAAUUAUCUUUCUUUAUAUGUAGACGGCCAACAGAUACCGUCAAAACCCCUGCAGACAGACUUCACAGAUAGUAAUAUGUAUGUGGAUGCAUAUCACACGUUAUUUUCUGGCUCGGGUAUUCACUUUCUCAACGACGGUAAUUGUAUCUCGCGUUUGAACUACCCAUACGGCCAUUGCCUUUUCGCGUUUGAUCUGACACCCGAUCUCUCUGCUAAUAGCAGCACCCACUGGAAUCUGGUGAGGCAUGGCAGCGUGAGGAUAGAAGUACGCUUCGCGGGGUCUUUACCUACAACGAUUAACUGUAUUGUGUACGCUGAAUAUGAUAAUGUGCUUGAGAUUGACUCAUCCAGACAGGUCAUCGUAGAUUUCAGCGGUUGA